Molecule: messenger RNA, 1085 nt
Organism: Hemisphaericaspora subhashii
Lineage: Eukaryota; Fungi; Ascomycota; Pichiomycetes; Serinales; Debaryomycetaceae
Exons: 1
Biological process (GO): transmembrane transport; carbohydrate transport
Cellular component (GO): membrane
Molecular function (GO): carbohydrate:proton symporter activity
Source: RefSeq, a predicted model, not a curated record
UCAAAGCUAUUUCUACUAUGGAUGGUGAACAUGCUUAUCGUAUUGCUUUUGCUGUUCAAUGGAUUUGGCCAAUUCCUUUAGCUAUAGGUGUUUAUUUAGCUCCAGAAUCACCUUGGUUCUUAGUCAAGAAGGGAAGAUAUCAAGAAGCUAAACGUUCCCUUUGUAGAUUAUUGUCCGAAAAUGAACACUUACCAAAGAAGGAAAUCUUAGCUGAACAUAUGUUAACCAAGAUUCAAAUGACAGUUAAAGAAGAAGAUGCUCUUAAUUCUGGUGUCAGUAUUAAGGAUUGUUUCGCUGGUGUUAAUGCAAGAAGAACUAGAAUUGCUGCGUUCACUUGGUUGGUUCAAAGUAUUACUGGUUCAAGUUUAAUGGGUUACUCUACUUACUUCUAUACCCAAGCUGGUUUGCCUACCUCCAUGGCCUUCAACUUCUCCAUCAUCCAAUACUGUUUGGGUAUUGUAGGUACUGUUGGUUCUUGGUUCUUAGCUAGAAGAGUGGGUAGAUUUACUAUCUAUUUUGGAGGGUUAUGUUGUAUGGCCGUCUUAUUAUUGCUCGUUGGUGGUCUUGGAUGUGCAACUUCAAAGAAUGCCAGUUGGGGUGUUGGAAGUAUGAUUUUGGUCUAUACCUUUGUGUAUGAUUUAACUAUUGGUCCAUUAUGUUACUGUAUUGUUUCUGAAAUGCCUUCUGCUAGAUUAAGAGCUAGAACUGUUAUGUUGGCAAGAAACUUCUAUAAUCUUGCUGGUAUCAUUGUUGGUAUAAUUACUCCAUAUAUGUUGAAUCCAACUGAAUGGAACUGGAAAGCAAAGACUGGUUUCCUUUGGGCUGGUAUUACUAUUUUGUCAAUUGUUUGGUGUUGGUUUGAUUUACCAGAAACUAAGGGUAGAACAUUUGCUGAAUUGGAUUUGUUGUUCCACGAAAAGGUUCCAGCAAGAAAGUUCAAAUCCACUGAAGUUCAACCAUUUGAUGCUGGUAAAAUGAUGGAAAAAUUGGGUCAAGAAGGUAUUAAACAAUUCAUUCAACAAAAAGAGAAUGCUGGUGAUGAAGAAGAUGCUAUCAUGAUCACUGAAGUUAAAUCAUCAGUAUAA